AUGGCAUUAUGCCCGCACUUUGAUGCGUCGACCGCCAUCCCUAAUCUCGUGCACCUCAGCGAGCAAAAGGGGGGUGAGAUCAUACCCACCGGCACAACUAAUGCGGCUUAUUAUGGCCUUUCUGUUGGUCACCAAGCACAUUCACCUGCAAUUCUGGUGGACUCGUUCGGCCCUAAGCUCCGCCUCCGCGACAUUGAGCAAGCGGAGAAAGGUGGUUGGCCUCAAUUGUAA
Messenger RNA from Penicillium concentricum, 231 nucleotides. RefSeq lists its product as uncharacterized. The transcript has 3 exons. The record is from RefSeq and is a predicted model, not a curated record. Bases 1 to 231 code for a protein of 76 amino acids. NCBI's taxonomy places the organism in Eukaryota, Fungi, Ascomycota, Eurotiomycetes, Eurotiales, Aspergillaceae.